Molecule: messenger RNA, 1017 nt
Organism: Pestalotiopsis fici W106-1
Lineage: Eukaryota; Fungi; Ascomycota; Sordariomycetes; Amphisphaeriales; Sporocadaceae
Exons: 3
Coding region: 1-1017 (338 amino acids)
Molecular function (GO): oxidoreductase activity
Source: RefSeq, a predicted model, not a curated record
AUGGGUUUCCAGUCUGCUCGAGCAUUGGGUCUGCUUGCCCUUGCGGCCGCAAACAUUGUUUCGGGUCAGGACUCGACCAAGCGUGACUCGAUCCCAGAGUGCACAACGCUGAACCAGAGAAAGGCCUGGUCUGCCCUCACCGACGAUGAAAAGUCGGCAUACAUUGACGCCGAGCUUUGCCUGAUGGCAUUGCCACCCACCAUUGGCAUCGAGGGUGCCCUCAACCGUUGGGAUGAGAUGAUGUACGGCCACAUUGUGCAGUCCAACAUUAUCCACGGCGUGGGAGCGUUCCUGCCGUGGCACCGUCUGUACAUGCGGGCGCACGAGAUCAUCCUGCAGACCGAGUGCAACUACACGGGCGCGCAGCCGUACUGGGACGAGCUGUCGGACACGCAGACGGGCACGCUCGAGGAGUGCUCCAUCCUCGACGCCGACACGGGCUUCGGCACCGGCGACCUGGACGACGAUGGCUGCGUCGCCAAUGGCCCCUUUGUCAACCUCACCAUGCACAUCAACCAGACUAGCAACUAUGCAGACUACUGUCUCACGCGCGACCUUAGCGAUAACGCCUUUACCUGGGCCAACAGCACCUAUCUCGAUGAGUGUAUGGCGACAGACAAUUACGAGGAUGCAUGGAACUGCUUCGUCUCCUCUCCCCACACCGCUGGCCACGGCUCCAUCGGCGGCACCAUGCUCGACGUCGUGGCCUCACCGGGAGACCCCCUGUUUUUCCUACACCACACGUACCUGGACCGGGUCUGGUGGCAGUGGCAGUCGAUGAACCUGUCGUCGCGCCUCACGGACAUGUCGGGCCGCAACAUUCCCACGCAGACGUACCUGGACCAAAAUGACUUUGACUACCCGGGCACCGACGUGACCGACUACUUUGGCGACGGCGGCGGCAACGUCACGACGCUCAACCACACCCUCUGGAUGGUGGGCCUCAUUCCCAAUGCCACCAUUGCCGAUGUCAUGGAUCUCGGCGGGGACCUCAUCUGCGCCGAGUAUAUUGACUAA